AUAAGCCACAUUUCUAAAAAUUAAAAUUACAAAUUUUCAGUUUUCUGCAAUACAAUGCAAUUGCAAUUAGCAUACAAUACAAUCUAGUCCACCCGACAGCCCCCGACACGAGGAAAGACUGUAGAUGUUCAAUGGUGAAUUUAUUUGGUGUAGUUUUCUCGAAGGUCGAUGACAAACUAUAACGGGAUUGUAAAAUGCGGAUUUAUGGAAAUAAAGUUGCCAAGAAAGCAGCGAAAAGUCAUGAAAAAGGCUUGGAAGAAAAAAUGGUUUGUCUUGCGGCGUAAAACCUCUGCCGGUGUUGCCAGGCUAGAAUGUUAUCGCAGUGAGUUGGCUUGCAUAAAUGGGCAGUGCAAGCGCUGGAUACCGCUCAAAGAUGUGUCAGUGAACGAUUCAAAAACCUCAAAGACACACAAUAAUGUAUUUGAGCUGAUUUCUAGGAAAAGCAAAUAUGUGUUUUCUGUUGAGUCACUAGCCGAGCGUGCGGAAUGGAUAGCAAUGAUUAAUGAUGUUACAAAAAUUAGACAAGACAAAUUAGUACCUUCGUCUGUGUUUGGUUUGAUUCAAGAAUGUGAAAAUGACCCCGAGCAGUUACGAGUGACUAUUAUAAAUACUCAGGACUCGGAACGGCUUCAUCUGGACGGGGAUUAUAUCAUGAGCGUCGAGGAGAAAUUUCUCAGCCUUUACGACAUCGAAACGGGUGUCCUGGCGACGAAGUGGAGUCUUCAGAAUCUGCCAAGAUUCAAGCUUCGAAAGGUAUCGAAACUUCAAGAUCUUGAUAUGAUCUUGGUGAUAUGGGCUUCAAGAGAGUGUAAAAACAGAAGAGGUGAAUAUCAUUUUCUAACGCGUCAAGGCAAGGAAAUCAUGACCGCCAUUAAAAUGGAGACGUGUCGUCUGGCAACGCAGAAAAUACAAAUGUCUGAUAAAAAUAGCACACCAACGAAGCCUAACCCUCAGGCGGACGAACAAAGCGAACCAAAAGACACUCCUGUCAAAGACGAACUUCGUGAAUGAAAACCGCUCAUGGAAACUGAAAAUAUGGAAAGAGUUGUCCAAAAAAAAGUAAUCCGACCAUUAGCUAUACACUAGAAAUGAACGUUUGAAAACCUCGUAUGAAAACUUUGAGUCCUCAUUAGAAAUUGGUCAUGAAUGAAAUAGAAUAGUACAGCCUGUAAAUAUCUAAAUCUAAGUAUCUGGACCCCAUAAAAAAAGUUUCCGAAAUCGA
Molecule: messenger RNA, 1222 nt
Organism: Xenia sp. Carnegie-2017
Lineage: Eukaryota; Metazoa; Cnidaria; Anthozoa; Malacalcyonacea; Xeniidae
Product: docking protein 1-like
Exons: 4
Coding region: 169-1011 (280 amino acids)
Biological process (GO): positive regulation of MAPK cascade; cell surface receptor protein tyrosine kinase signaling pathway
Cellular component (GO): cytoplasm
Source: RefSeq, a predicted model, not a curated record